AUGAGUGAUUAAGGUGAUUAAUAAUACGAUGAUGAGGACCAAUAUGGAGAUGAGGAGGGAGACGAGGAAGAAAUCGAUUUCGAAAAUAUGACAGAUGCAUAGAAAAAAUUAUAUAUGGAGAUGCAUGGAUAAUAUUAUUAAGAGGAGGAAGAUGAAGAAGAAGGUGGAAAUGAGGAAAAUGAAGAGGAGGAAGGAGAUCAAUACUAAAAUUAAAUGAACUAAGGAAUGGGAAGUUCAUCCCAAUUUUAACAAGAUUAUGCUGAAGAAUCAAGACACAGUCCAGGAAGAAGAGAACAAAAUGAUGAAUAUGAUCCAGACGAAAUCUUAAGAAAAGUUAAAAGGGAUUUAUUAGAGAAUGUGAAUCGAAUUAGAAGAGAGAAGAAACUGAAUUAAUUAUAUAUAGAAUUGAUGCCUGCCAUCGUAGCAGAAAGAUAUGCUUCUCACUUACUUGAUAAUGAUCAUAGCGAUGCUGAAUUUAAGAAAUUAAUCGAAUUUUAUAAGUAUAAUGAAAAGAAAUUGGAUGAUCUUAAAUUGAUCUACAUUGUCUCCAAAUUCGAAGAAGACACCAUACCUGAUGCAUAAGUCAUAUAUGAUUAUUUCAUGGAAAUGGGUUAUCUCUUCUUUGAAGUUGAAGACGACAGAAAAAUAUUGCUCUCAAAUGAAAUGAAUCACAUUUCCAUUGGUGUCUCCUGUGAUGACAACUAAGUGGCUAUUGUGUAUAUUGUAAGUCAUAAAGACUUAUGUGUUACUAAAAUUGAAGACAGCAACGAUGGAAGCAUAUUGGUCCAUGGAAAGAUGCUUGAAGACUUAGUUGGUGUUUAUGCCUUACAAAUAUUGCCAUUUACUAGUGACUCCGGUAAAGUGCCUGAUAAAAAUGAAAACAAUAAGAUAGGGCCUGAACAUAUUGAAUUUGAUAGAUAAACUAAAUGUUUCAUUGCUAAAAUAGGAAAUCAAGGAUAGCCAUGCACAUAUGAUAUCAGAUAAUACAUUGAUUUGUAUACUAGAAAUACACCAGAAUCCAUUCCUUACAAGAAAAGCACAAGAGAAAAGUUGAACUUAAAACAUAUUGAAUUGAAGCUCAGAAUUCCAGUCAUCUUCUACCCUGAUCCAAGAUACGCUCAUGAAGAAUAAGAGGCAUAACAAUCUCAUUAAUAAGAAGAAUAAGCCUAAUAAAAUAUAUAAGAUACUCCCAUCUAAUAAUUAGAUGAAUAAAAUAGUGAUGAGAAUAAAGAUAAUUUAUCAUAAGAUGAAAAUCAAAAACAAAAGGAAGAUGAGUUUAUUCACAAGUUCCAAAUGCCCAAAGAAUAAUAACUAUCCAAUAAGGAUAUUAAAGAAGAAUUGGAAAUUGCUAUUGCUGAAGCACAAAGACAACAUGAUGAACUUUAUGAUCACAAUGUCAAUUUACAAUCAAAAAUUAAAUAAAUUAGAAAUAAAUAAGAAGUUUAUGCUGAUAAAACUGGAGAAAUGACCAUGAAUGAACACAAAUAUUUAAAUACCUUAGCACAUGUUCAUUAAAUUAGAUUGGAUUUACAAUAAACUUAAGAUAGAUACAACUAAAUGGCAUAGGAAUUGCAGUCUAAAUUGGAUGAAAAAUCAAAAAAAUGUAAUGAAAUUAGAUAGGCCUUCAUGGAUUUGAAGAGAGAAGUUGCACGCAAAGCUGCCUACUCUAGAACUGAUAAACCUAUACCAGAAGUUAGAAUAUCAGAAUGGGAAGAAUAAGAAUCAGCUAAAAAUAAGACUUUAUAAGAAUUAAGACUUGACACAUUAAGAUUGAAAAAUACUUUAGCUAAAAAUCAAAAGUAAUUAAAAAAGAAAGAAGAACUAGCAGAGGGAUUACAUUUAAUUGACUUUGAAUAAUUAAAGAUAGAAAAUCAAACUCUAAAUGAAAAAAUUGAGGAAAGAAAUGAAGAUCUUCAUAAAUUGAAAAAUAAGAAUACCAAAACAGUUUAAAUGUUAACUCACACUAGAGAGAAAUUAGGCUAUGUCAAAGCAAAGUUCUAGGAUCAAGAAAAAAUUAAUUAAAAAAAAAAGGAUGAACUUGAGGCAUUACGUAAAAACUUAGGAGAAUAAAAAGAAUCCAAAGAUAAAUUAAGAACUGAAAACCUUAAAUUAAAGCAAUAGACAGGAAUUGUGAAUCGUCCUGAAUUAAUUCAAGAUUACAGCAAUAGAAAGAAAAAUAUUGAUUAAUUAAAAGUUGAAUUAGAACAAUUAGAAUAAAAAUUAAAACACAUGCAGAAAGUUAUUGAUGAAUAUUAGAAUCAUCUUAAGAAAAAGGAAUAAGAACAAUAAAAUAAGUAGAAAGUUAGACUUAUAUGA
Messenger RNA from Paramecium tetraurelia, 2316 nucleotides. RefSeq lists its product as uncharacterized. Gene Ontology annotation, biological process: cilium assembly. Gene Ontology annotation, cellular component: ciliary basal body; axoneme. Lineage: Eukaryota; Ciliophora; Oligohymenophorea; Peniculida; Parameciidae. The transcript is spliced from 6 exons. The record is from RefSeq and is a predicted model, not a curated record.